Diceros bicornis minor is the source of this 3877-nucleotide messenger RNA. It is a transcript of the gene LLGL1, whose product is annotated as LLGL scribble cell polarity complex component 1. Gene Ontology annotation, cellular component: cytoplasm; cortical actin cytoskeleton; plasma membrane. NCBI's taxonomy places the organism in Eukaryota, Metazoa, Chordata, Mammalia, Perissodactyla, Rhinocerotidae. The transcript is spliced from 23 exons. Gene Ontology annotation, biological process: cortical actin cytoskeleton organization; establishment of spindle orientation; regulation of Notch signaling pathway. The record is from RefSeq and is a predicted model, not a curated record. The coding region runs from base 34 to 3228 and encodes 1064 amino acids. Gene Ontology annotation, molecular function: myosin II binding; GTPase activator activity.
GCGGCGGGCGCGGCGCCGGCGGCCGGACGCAAGAUGAUGAAGUUUCGGUUCCGGCGGCAGGGCGCCGACCCGCAGCGCGAGAAGCUCAAGCAGGAGCUCUUCGCCUUCAACAAGACCGUGGAGCAUGGCUUCCCCAACCAGCCAAGCGCCCUGGCCUUCGACCCCGAGCUUCGCAUCAUGGCCAUCGGCACCAGGUCUGGGGCUGUCAAGAUCUACGGUGCGCCUGGCGUGGAGUUCACGGGCCUGCACCGAGACAUGACCACUGUCACGCAGAUGCACUUCCUGCCCGGCCAGGGUCGCCUCCUGACUCUGCUGGACGACAGCAGCCUGCAUCUCUGGGAGAUCAUCCACCGUAAUGGCUGUGCCCAUCUGGAGGAAGCGCUCAGCUUUCAGCCACCCGGUCGGCCAGGCUUUGAUGGUGCCAGUGGCCCGCCCAGCCUCACCCGCGUCACAGUGGUCCUGCUGAUAGCUGCUGGUGACAUGGCAGCCCUGGGCACCGAGGGUGGCAGCAUCUUCUUCCUGGAUGUUCCCACGCUGACGCUGCUUGAGGGGCAGACCCUUGGCCCUGACGAGGUUCUGCGAAGUGUACCAGAUGACUACCGCUGUGGGAAGGCCCUGGGCCCCGUGGAAGCUCUGCAGGGACACCUGCGGGACCCCACCAAGAUCCUCAUUGGCUACAGCCGAGGCCUGCUGGUCAUCUGGAACCAGGCUGCACAGUGUGCAGACCGUGUCUUCCUGGGGAACCAGCAGCUGGAGAGCUUGUGCUGGGAGCGUGGCGGCGGCACGCUGGUCAGCUCACACAGCGAUGGCAGCUAUGCCGUCUGGUCUGCAGACACCGGCAGCUCCCCGACAACGCAGCCCGUGGUAGCCACCACGCCCUAUGGUCCCUUCCCCUGCAAAGCGAUCAACAAGAUUCUGUGGCGAAGCUGUCAGUCUGGGGGCCACUUUAUCAUCUUCAGUGGCGGCAUGCCCCGCGCCAGCUAUGGCGACCGCCACUGUGUGAGUGUGCUCCAGGCCGAGACUCUGGUGACGCUGGACUUCACCUCCCGCAUCAUCGACUUCUUCACGGUGCACAGCACGCGGCCCGAGGAUGAGUUCGACGAGCCCCAGGCCCUGGCCGUGCUGCUCGAAGAGGAGCUGGUGGUGCUAGACCUGCAAACGCCCGGCUGGCCAGCUGUGCCUGCUCCAUACCUGGCCCCGCUGCACUCAUCCGCCAUCACCUGCUCGGCCCACGUCGCCAACGUCCCUGCCAAGCUGUGGGCCCGCAUCGUGAGCGCUGGCGAGCAGCAGAGCCCCCAGCCUGCCUCCAGCUCCUUGAGCUGGCCCAUAACCGGGGGCCGCAACCUGGCCCAGGAGCCAUCACAGCGAGGGCUGCUGCUGACUGGCCACGAGGACGGCACUGUGCGGUUCUGGGAUGCCUCUGGGGUGGCGCUGCGGCCGCUCUACAAGCUGAGCACAGCUGGCCUCUUCCAGACGGACUGCGAGCAUGCCGACAGCCUGGCCCAGGCCACCGAGGACGACUGGCCGCCCUUCCGCAAGGUGGGCUGCUUUGACCCCUACAGUGACGAUCCCCGGCUCGGCGUGCAGAAGGUGGCACUCUGCAAGUACACAGCCCAGAUGGUGGUGGCCGGCACUGCAGGCCAGGUGCUGGUGCUGGAGCUGAGUGACGCGCCGUCAGAGCAGGCAGUCAGUGUGGCCAGUGUGGACCUCCUCCAGGACCGCGAGGGCUUCACGUGGAAGGGCCACGAGCGGCUGAGCCCGCGCACGGGGCCCCUGCCCUGGCCCACUGGCUUCCAGCCCCGCGUGCUGGUUCAGUGCCUGCCGCCAGCUGCUGUCACUGCGGUCACGCUCCACACUGAGUGGAGCCUCGUGGCCUUUGGCACCAGUCAUGGCUUUGGCCUCUUUGACUACCAGCGCAAGAGCCCUGUCCUGGCCAGGUGCACCCUUCACCCCAAUGACUCCUUGGCCAUGGAGGGGCCGCUCUCCCGGGUGAAGUCGCUCAAGAAGUCGCUGCGCCAGUCUUUCCGGCGCAUCCGCAAGAGCCGAGUCUCAGGCAAGAAGCGGGCUGCCAACACCAACAGCAAGUUGCAGGAGGCCAACGCACAGCUGGCGGAGCAGGCCUGCCCGCAUGACGUGGAGAUGACGCCCGUCCAGCGCCGCAUUGAGCCGCGCUCGGCUGACGACUCCCUCUCGGGCGUGGUGCGCUGCCUCUACUUUGCUGACACGUUCCUUCGAGAUGCGGCCCACCACGGGCCCACCAUGUGGGCAGGCACCAACUCGGGCUCCGUGUUUGCCUACGCGCUGGAGGUGCCGGCGGCAGCGGCGGGCGGCGAGAAGCGGCCGGAGCGGGCGGUGGAGGCCGUGCUGGGCAAGGAGGUGCAGCUGAUGCACCGUGCACCUGUGGUGGCCAUUGCUGUGCUGGACGGGCGCGGCCGCCCAUUACCCGAGCCCUACGAGGCCUCGCGGGACCUGGCGCAGGCACCUGACAUGCAGGGCGGCCAUGCUGUGCUCAUCGCAUCUGAGGAGCAGUUCAAGGUGUUCACACUGCCCAAGGUGAGUGCCAAGACCAAGUUCAAGCUGACGGCCCACGAGGGUUGUCGUGUACGUAAGGUGGCACUGGCCACAUUUGCCAGCGUGGCCUGUGAGGACUACGCUGAGACCUGCCUGGCCUGCCUCACCAACCUGGGCGACGUGCACGUCUUCUCGGUGCCUGGCCUGCGGCCGCAGGUGCACUACUCUUGUAUCCGGAAGGAGGACAUCAGCGGCAUCGCUUCCUGUGUCUUCACACGCCACGGCCAGGGUUUCUACCUGAUUUCCCCGUCGGAGUUUGAACGCUUCUCCCUAAGUGCCCGGAACAUCACAGAGCCACUCUGCUCCCUGGACAUUAGUUGGCCCCGUGAUGCCACCCAUGCCAGCUACGAGCUCUGCGAGUCGCCCAAGCUGAGCCAGGCUAAUGGGACCCCGGGCAUCGUCCUGGCCCCACGGAGCCACGAUGGAAGCCCCAGUCCUGUCCACAGCAAGGGAGCUGACACCCCAGAGCCACCCGAGGCCACACUCUCACCCGUGUCCAUUGACUCGGCCACCAGUGCUGACACCACACUGGACACGACAGGAGACGUCACGGUGGAGGACGUGAAGGAUUUUAUGGGCUCCUCAGAGGAAUCGGAGAAGAAUCUGAGGAACCUGGCGGAAGACGAGGCUCGAGCCUGUGCCAUCCUGAUCAAAUGAAGUGCUGCAGGAAGGCCAGGACUACCCGGCCACCACCUGCCGUGCUCGGAGCUGGGAUCUAGGACCCCUGGCUCCUUCCUGGCCCUUCCCUUAGACCCACGUCUGCUAACCUGUGGGCUCCAGCAGGACCUGCCCACUCUGGCCCCAGGGCAGCCCAAAGGCGUGGGCCUGGGAUUCUGCUCAGAGCCUUUGGGGUGGGAUCAGACUGGCCUCUGCCACAGGCAGUGGGCUCCCCCGGAGACCAGGUGCCGUGCAGGGAGGACAGCUGAGGCUGGCAGCCUGUGUUGCCUCCUACUCCACACACCAUCCUUCCCCCCUCUCUUUGCAGAGUAUUUUUCUAACGCCUGUGCCUGGCUGGACAGUCAUUUCUAAAACAACUAUUUUGGUACUUGCCCCUGGGCCAGCACUCCCCACCCCCAGCCUGUGCACAAGUGUGAGUGUGUGUGUGUGUGAGUGACUGGGAGCUCUGCCAGGACUGGGGCCCAGUCAGGUGUGUUUGGGGGUGGUGGGGGUUAGGAUGGAUUUCCCUGUAGAUUGUACCUUGGGUCUUUUUUUUUUUUUCCUGUCAUUUUGUUAAAGUUAGUGCUGUUUUAAUAUUAAAAAUACUGAUUUUUAAUACUGAAAAUAAAAGCAUUUAAUAUCUCUUAAA